AUGGCGUCAAAGAAGCCGUGCAAAUAUGGAGGGAAAUGUUACAGGAGAAAUCCUCAGCAUUUACGGGAAUAUAGUCAUCCGAGUGAUGAGCAACAGUCUGAACAAGAAAACAUCAAAAGGAAAAAAGUGACUGACGAGAAUGACACAGAGUCAGAGCCGAAGAAAACAAAAGGCAAUGAUACAAAAACUGUUGUUCAACAAUCUGACCCGCUCUCGUCAGAGAAAAGUACACACGAAGAAGAGCAAAAAGUAGUAAAUGAAACAACUGACAGUUCUAGCGGAAUUGACAGUGAAGAAGGGGAAGAGGAAGAUAUUCCCUCUCCUGCUAAUGUCAGGGAUAACAUCAAACAAAAAUACCUCAUGGAUAUGCCUGAAGAUUUCUACCAGUUUUGGGAAUUCUGCAAAAAGCAAAAUGGAUCUCACCCGGAGAAUGCUAUGAAAUCUCUGCUAGGUUGGACACUGGUUGGACCAUAUGAUAUUUUGGCAGGGAAACACAAAGGAGUUAACAAAAACAAGAAAGGGAGACGACCAAAGUUUCUAUUACAUUACCGUUAUUACUAUGAUCCACCAGAAUUUAUGACAGUUGUCAAAGGAGAUAAAGAUACGCAGUUCCAUAUAGGAUAUUUCAGAGAUGAACCAUCAGAAAUGCCAGUUUUUGUUGCAGUGAACCAGGCAAAAGACUCCUGUAAAAUUACCCCAAAAGGAGAGAACAUCUUUGGUGCUGUUAAAAACAUCAUAGAUGAAGAACUGAAAUCUGCUGAUCAAGACCAAAAGAAAAAACUAAAAGAUUUUCAGAACCAAUUAAUUGACUUUGCCAAGUCCAGAAAACUUUGUUUGGACCUUCAGAGUAAUGAAAUGAAAAAGCGAAACAAAAAGGUUGUUUGUAAAACAUUUCAUGGAGCUGGAAUAGUAGUUCCUGUAGACAAAAAUGAGGUUGGGUAUCGACCAGUUCCAGAAACACCUGCUGACUUGAAAAAAAUGUUUAAGAAAGUUGUUGAAAGCAAAAGCAAGGAAGAAAGAGACAAGAAUAUGGACCCAAUCCAGGAACUCAUCACUUUAGUACAGUUUGCAAAUGAUGAAUGUGAUUAUGGAGAAGGCCUUGAGCUUGGCAUGGAUCUAUUCUCAUUCGGAGGUGAAGUUCUGCAUCCCCUUAUCCAGCAUUUACUUCCCCUUGCAUAUCAGCUUCUUGGACGGUUUGAAUUCAAAGACAUAAUUGAACUGCAUUUGAAAAACAGGUCACAUAAUGUAAAUAAUGAAUUAGAGAUGUGAGAUAGGUCUAUAUUGUUGUAAAUGUUCUGUAUUCUAUAGUUAAUAAAU
Molecule: messenger RNA, 1317 nt
Organism: Saccostrea echinata
Lineage: Eukaryota; Metazoa; Mollusca; Bivalvia; Ostreida; Ostreidae
Product: histone PARylation factor 1-like
Exons: 1
Coding region: 1-1269 (422 amino acids)
Biological process (GO): DNA damage response; regulation of protein ADP-ribosylation
Cellular component (GO): nucleus
Molecular function (GO): poly-ADP-D-ribose binding; histone binding
Source: RefSeq, a predicted model, not a curated record